Messenger RNA from Bombyx mori (domestic silkworm), 672 nucleotides. Its product is annotated as craniofacial development protein 2-like. Gene Ontology annotation, cellular component: nucleus. The transcript has a single exon. NCBI's taxonomy places the organism in Eukaryota, Metazoa, Arthropoda, Insecta, Lepidoptera, Bombycidae. The coding region runs from base 1 to 672 and encodes 223 amino acids. The record is from RefSeq and is a predicted model, not a curated record. Gene Ontology annotation, molecular function: catalytic activity. Gene Ontology annotation, biological process: chromatin remodeling.
AUGGGCAGUGGCAUCGAAGAGCAUCAAUACUUUAUAUUCUGCUUCAAAGGAGAAACACCUGGCCUGCAUGGAGUAGGAUUUUUGAUAAAAAAAGAAUACAAAAACAAUAUAUUAAGCUUCUCAGGCUUAUCUGAAAGAGUUGCAAUACUUCAACUUGAGUUCAACAAAAAGAUAAUAUCAAUAAUUCAAGUGUAUGCACCAACUGAAAAGGCUUCUAAAGAAGAAAUGGAAAAAUUUUACGAAUCACUGCAAGAAGCGCAAGCGCAGACUAGCGGAGAUGUACUGUUAAUGGGAGACUUCAAUGCCAAAGUAGGGAUAGCUAAAACAAAAGAAGAUAAGAUUCUAGGUAAAUUUGGUUACGGAAAAAGAAACGAAAGAGGUGAAAAGCUCAUAGAAUUUGCCUUCGAACACAAAUUGUCGAUUAUGAAUACGUAUUUUAAAAUGAGACCAAAUCGAAAAUGGACUUGGAAAUCACCAAAUGGAAAAGUAAAGAAUGAAUUAGACUAUAUCUUAUCAAACCAGCCCAAAAGUAUAAGGAAAAUAGAAGUACUGCACGGCUUAGGGUAUAGUUCCGAUCACAGACUGGUUAGAGCAACUUAUUCUUUACAAAAUACUAAAAAAUGUAGGAUAUCGUUCAAAUCAUCCCCAAAUAUAUUCAAAACUGAAAAAUAA